AUGGACGACGAGGCCGAAAAGCAGGCGCCUCGCACACGAACGAUGGACUCGGAGCACGGAGCAGACGAAGGGCAUCGGCCAGGCUCAGCGGGCGACGACGACUCGGACUCGGACUCCGAGGACAUCCUGGUCUACAAUUCCGACUCGACCAACCUGCGGCCGGGCGAGCAGGCGGACUCGAUCGGCCUCCUCAGAAACACCAAGGACCCGGCCCAGCCCUCUUCGCCGCCGCCUCGCAAGGCCUCCCGGCUGAGGGCCGCCAGCGACGGCUCGGCCUCCUUCAGAUUCAACUUCAGCACCCAUCUCUUACCGCUCUCUGAUAGCUUGGAAGCCGUGCGCUAUGCCUUGCCCACCCUUACCACCACCUCGGCCAUCGCCCUCGUCGUCUCCAGUCAAAUAGGCUCCGGCAUCUUCUCAUCCCCCGGAAUCCUCAGUCAAAACUGUGGCAGUCCUGGCGCCUCCUUAAUCGUCUGGCUCUUGGCCGGCAUCCUGGCCUGGACGGGCGCCUCUUCCUUCGCCGAAUUGGGAGCGGCCAUUCCUGUCAACGGGGGCGCUCAAGCUUACCUGAAUUACUCUUUCGGAGGCUGGGCUUCGUACCUGUUCGUGUGGACCAAUCUGGUGGCUUUGAAACCUGGAUCUGCUGCCAUCAUUUCUAUCGUUGGAUCAGAAUAUCUAUGCCGGAUAUUUUAUCAUACUGCGUUCAAGGCGUCCCCGAGCGAAUCAGCGAAGGCGAUCCCGUUGGUAGUCACCAAGAUAGUCGCGGUCCUGAUCCUGCUCUCGAUCGUCGCAAUCAACGGCCUCUUCGCCAAGGCCGGCAAACACUUCCCAGUCAUCCUCACCCUCAUCAAGCUUCUCUCCCUCCUCGCGAUCAUCAUCAUGGCCAUCGUCCGUCUCGCUACCGGCCACCAUUCCGAUAACUUCCAGGCCCAUAACAUCUUCAAAAAUACCUCCAGCUCGCCCAGUGACCUCGCCUCCGCUCUAUAUUCCGGGCUGUGGGCUUUUGACGGCUGGGAUUCUGGAAACUACAUAGCAGGCGAACUGAAGAAAGCGACGAAGACGUUGCCGAUCGUGAUCCACGCCUCCAUGGGCAUAGUGUUGAGCCUGAUGGUCCUGACCAAUUGGGCAUACCUGAUCGUGCUGCCCAUGGACGUCGUCACCCAAUCAAACACCAUCGGACUCGAGUUCGGCCGGGUCAUCUUCGGGCCCAUCGGCGGCUUCAUCUUCUCGCUCAUCGUCGCUUUCGCGUGCUUCGGCGCCCUCAAUAGUUCGGUAUUUACUACCUCGAGAUUGGUGUCCGUCGCUGCCGAAGAACGGUAUAUUCCUAAAGUGUUUUCCAAUAUCAACGAGAAAACUUUGACUCCUCUGAACGCACUGGGAUUGCACGCGUUUCUAUCAAUUAUCAUGAUCAGUUUUGGAGAUUUUAGAUCAUUAGUAGGAUUUUAUGGGACAUGUGCAUGGACGUUUUAUCUAUUAACAGUUGGAUCGCUUUUACUAUUACGGAUUCGAGAGCCCGAUUUAGACAGACCGUAUCAAACUUGGAUCAUCAACCCGAUAACCUUCUCAACCGUUGCCUGCUUCCUAUUGUUGAUGCCCAUCUUCUCGGCGCCGAUUCAAUCUCUAGCUGCCUUUGGUUUCAUCAUUUCAGGAUUACCGUUCUACUAUCUUACGACUAACAAAGAGCUACGCCAAUUCGGGUUUUCGAAGUUGAAGUUGUUCGAUUUUAAUAGCUAUCGGCGGGAUCGUGCGGGCAGAGAUACUGACCACAACUCCUUUAAAGCUCUGGAAACUCAAGACGACGAUGAUCAGCUUGAUCACGAAAGUCAAGACAGUCCGGGUCCGAGAUGA
Molecule: messenger RNA, 1845 nt
Organism: Puccinia triticina
Lineage: Eukaryota; Fungi; Basidiomycota; Pucciniomycetes; Pucciniales; Pucciniaceae
Exons: 12
Coding region: 1-1845 (614 amino acids)
Biological process (GO): amino acid transmembrane transport
Cellular component (GO): membrane
Molecular function (GO): L-amino acid transmembrane transporter activity
Source: RefSeq, a predicted model, not a curated record